AUGAAUAGCAGAGAUCGUACCGACAGUCGUCGCCCGAAAUUCCGGGAUCAUCGUACUCCACAGUUCGGCGGUGGUGGAGGCCGUCGUCAUGAGAAUCCUGCACAUUAUCCACAAAAACACAGAGUUUUGUCUCCAAUUCGACGUACGGCCGGUUCUCCCGAUAGACGUCAACGUGAUCAACGCCACAAUUCUCCAGAAGUUCGACGGGAUCAUAGAGAGCGCCACAGAUCGCAGGAAAAGGAAACGAAAGACGCUGUGGUCACAUCUUCAUCGACGGCGGCAGUGUCUUCUGGAUCUUCACGUGGUGCCACGUCAGCAUCUGUCACGUCAUCGUCGAUGAGCCAGAGAAAAGAGAGUGGAGAGAGACGCAGAGAGGCAGACAGAGAGGAAAAGAUCAAGGAUAAAAAGAAUGAAGAGAGAAGGAAAGAAACUACGGAUCGCUCUCGAUCUUCGAACGUGGCUGCCAGAAUUCAAGCUCCAGUCGUUUCAUCUUCUUCAACUUCUCAAAAUUCACACCGUCAUCAUCACGGUCAGCAGCGAGAAACCGACUGGAAAAAACCCCUUGAGAAACGUCCAGUUGAUAAUCGUCCGAUGACAUACGCCACUGACAAAUCGUCUUCAUCUGGACCCACAUCUUCUAGUCGCCCGCGACACAGUUCUGCAGACCGUCACAAGUCUUCGUCAAGUUCUUCACGUCGUCGCGAAGAGGACAAGUCGAAGGACAGAGGACAUUCGAAACGUGAGGAAGAAAAGAAAACAGAUGACAGAUCCAGUAGUAGCAGAAGACGCGACGAAGAGAAUAAGGAUAGAAAUACGGAGAGCAAACGUGAGAAGAAGGAGGAGAUCCCAAAAGAAGAGAAAUUAGUUGCGGAUGAAACAAAAGAAGAAGAUGAAGCUGUUGCGAUGCAAGGCUUGGAAGAGGUUGAUUCUUGUGAAGGCGAUGAAAGCGCUGAACUUGUUCCAAAACCAACUGUAGCUGCAGAUGAACCAGCACCACCGUCGCCUGAAAAAUCAGUUCACAGUGCUGUUGGAUCCAAUGCUUCUGCAGAAUCCGACAGCGAGGAGGAACUAGAUUACGAGGAGGAUGACAUUGAUGUUGACAUCGGUGAUGACAUAGACGUCGAAACAAUGAAAUUGGCAGCUAGAGGAGACUUGAAAGUUGAUGAUACUACUGACGAGGAACCAUACGAUGAGAAUGAAGCUCAUGAUCUUAUAGACGAUGAUGAUGAGGUUGAGGCCAGGAAGGACGGCGAGCCAGAAACUAAGAAAUUGAAAACUGAGAAGAAGGAGGACCGAAAGGAACAUGGCUCCUCAUCAUCGAAAAGCCAUCGCCGUCGGGAUGAGAACAAGAGUGCGCAGUCGUCUUCGGAUCGCAAGGAACGUCGUCGCAGUCGAUCAAAGGAGCGUCCGAGAGACGUUAAUCGAAAGGAUGCGAGGAGAAACGAAAGGCCAUCGACAACAGAAAGGAGCGCUCAUAGAGGAGGAGCAGCUCCACCUCUACCACCACAACCACCAAGAAGAAGCCACGAGCCUGCAGCACGAAUCAGAGCCCCAUCGCCGCCGCGUCGAUCAUUUGGAGAUAGAAGUGCCCAGAGAACUGAGGAUCAUCGUGGAGGAGGACGUCAUGUGGCUGGAGAGCAACAACCACGCCGCCGAUCGCCAGAACGAGUAAGACGCGAUGAUAGAAGGUUCGGUGGUUUCGAGGAUCGAAAGAGAAUCGAAAGAGCACCGAUUGACGUUGGAAAAAAUCGUUCUCCACUUCAUCGUCGUCGUCUUUCACCACCACGUGGCAGACCAGGAGAGAAGGUCGUUCAAUCCUACCGUAAUGGAGUCUAA
Messenger RNA from Caenorhabditis remanei, 1836 nucleotides. RefSeq lists its product as uncharacterized. The record is from RefSeq and is a predicted model, not a curated record. The transcript is spliced from 9 exons. The coding region runs from base 1 to 1836 and encodes 611 amino acids. Lineage: Eukaryota; Metazoa; Nematoda; Chromadorea; Rhabditida; Rhabditidae.